AUGCAGCUCUUUAACUAUCUUCCCGUGGCCUUGCUGGCUUACGCCACAGGGAUUGCCGCCGCCCCCGAUCAUGAUUCUGGCGAUCACUCCUCCGCCACCGACGGCGACUCAGCCGACUUCACACCCGCCGUCAACUGCCGCAACGACAUUUGUUACUCCGCCGUCGUCCCAGAGGCCACCGCCAGCUCCGACUCGGGACCCAUCUGGUUCCAGAUCUACGCCCCGACCAAGUUCGCCUGGGUCGCUCUCGGCACCGGCAGCACCAUGUCCGAUGCCAACAUGUUCAUCAUCUACCAAGACGGCGACGGCAACGUCACGCUGUCUCACCGCCAGGCCAGCGGCCACACCAUGCCCCAGGUCCCAGCGAACAGCCCCGUGACCACUACGCUCUUGCCUGGCACGGGUGUGAGCGACGGGUUCAUGGUGGCCAACUUUCGGUGUGACAACUGCACCACCUGGAAGAGUGGCGAAAGCCUGGACUUCUCGUCGGCUGGCACGCCCAUGAUUGGCGCGUGGCAGGAGGGUGACCCCCUUGAUUCGACCGAUGUCGAGGCGAGAAUUGGGAAGCACACGGGCAGCCCGCGCAUCUUCUCCCUCGAUCUGUCUAGUGCCAUCAAGGCGACUGCUGGCAAUCCUUUCGUGGACGACUUUGCUGUCCCUGAGGAGGCUAAUGACGGCGGUUCCGAGGAUGCCGAUGCGGAGGACGACAGUGCAGGUGACGGUGCUGAUGGCGAGAGCGCCGGUGUUGGCAGGUCCUCCCUUGUUUCUGGGGGUGUUGCUGCUGCUGCUAUGAUGAUGGGCUUCUCUCUCCUCAUGUAA
This is a messenger RNA of Emericellopsis cladophorae, 819 nucleotides long. RefSeq lists its product as uncharacterized. The transcript is spliced from 3 exons. The record is from RefSeq and is a predicted model, not a curated record. NCBI's taxonomy places the organism in Eukaryota, Fungi, Ascomycota, Sordariomycetes, Hypocreales, Bionectriaceae. The coding region runs from base 1 to 819 and encodes 272 amino acids.